This is a messenger RNA of Nerophis ophidion (straightnose pipefish), 9057 nucleotides long. It is a transcript of the gene slc68a1a, whose product is annotated as major facilitator superfamily domain containing 13A. NCBI's taxonomy places the organism in Eukaryota, Metazoa, Chordata, Actinopteri, Syngnathiformes, Syngnathidae. The record is from RefSeq and is a predicted model, not a curated record. The coding region runs from base 246 to 1751 and encodes 501 amino acids. The transcript is spliced from 9 exons.
CGUCACCCCGGCAACGAGAAGCGCGGCAGGCGGUGGUAGUGACGUGGAUCCCCGCCCUCGCUCCCCGCUCCCCGAGCGCCUGUCGCGGCUGCUACUAAGCCAGCGAGAGCCGCUCUCAGGUCACCUGGUUAACAUUGACGAGGAGGAGCCCUGCCUGCCAACACUAAUGACAAGUUAACUGUGGCCGACGUGCAGAAAAAGCAGGUUUGGCGGCCAUGAGGCGGCGGUGAGCGCGCGGGGGAAGAAUGGGCCGGAGCGUCCUCUCCACCGCCGUGCUCUACGGCUCCUUGGCCCUCUUCACCUCCGUCCUCCACAAUGUCUUCCUGCUCUACUACGUGGACACCUUCGUGUCCGUCUACAAGAUCGACAAGGUCUCCUUCUGGGUGGGCGAGACCGUGUUCCUGCUCUGGAACAGUUUCAAUGAUCCUCUCUUCGGGUGGCUGAGUGACCGCACCUUCCUCAGCUCUCCUCAGACCGGCUCCCAGGUCACUUCUCCAGAGGUGGUUCUGAAGCGGCUGAAGGCGCUGUCCGCCAACGGGCCUCUCCUGGCCCUCUCCUUCCUGGCCUUCUGGGUGGCGUGGGCCAGCCCGGGCCUGCAGUUCCUGCUGUGCCUGUGCCUGUACGACGGCUUCCUCACCAUGGUGGACCUCCACCACAGCGCCCUGCUGGCCGACCUGGCCGUGUCCGCCGCCGACCGCACGCGCCUCAACUUCCACUGCUCGGCCUUCGGCGCCCUGGGCUCGCUGUCCGUCUUCCUGUCCUACUCCUUCUGGGACAAGGAGGACUUCCACGCCUUCCGCCUCUUCUGCCUGGCUCUGGCCGCCUUCUCCAUAUUGGGCUUCUUCCUGGUCUCCGGGUUGCUACGGCGACGUUUUGAGAAGGAAGUCCGUCCAAGACACGAGGAGGCGCUGGCGCUCAAAGAGCUGAGUGUGGGCAACGCCCCUUUCACCUCCCCUGAGCACCCCGUCACCAUCCAGCAGUACCUCAAGCAGCUGUCCAGACACAAGAACUUCAUGUGGUUCGUGUCCAUGAACCUCAUUCAGGUGUUUCACUGCCACUUCAACAACAACUUCUUCCCUCUUUUCCUGGAGCACCUCCUGUCAGACAACAUCUCCGCCUCCAGCGGCUCCAUCCUCCUGGGCAUCUCCUACGUGGCCCCCCACCUCAACAACCUCUACUUCCUCACCCUGUGCCAGCGCCACGGGGUCUACCAGGUCAUCCGCUGGCUCUUCCUGCUCAAACUGGGACUGAGUGUGGCCAUGCUGCUGGCGGGGGCCGACCACGUCUUCUUGCUCUGCAUCUUCAUCGCCAGUAACCGGGUGUUCACGGAGGGAACGUGCAAGCUGCUGAAGCUGGUCAUCUCCGACCUGGUGGACGAGGACUUUGUGGUCAACCGCCGGCAGCAGGCGGCGUCGGCGCUGCUUUUUGGGAUGGUGGCGCUGCUGACCAAGCCCGGCCAGACUUUGGCGCCGCUCCUGGGCACGUGGCUGCUGUGCGCCUACACAGGUUACGACAUUUUCCAAAGGGAACCCGCCGAGGACAUUCCGGGACCCCUCGUGGCUCCGGGCUCAGGGACCCCGCCUCUGCGCCUGGGUUGCUUCCACAUGCUGGUGUUUGUGCCCAUCACCUGCGCCCUGCUGCAGCUGGCCGCCUGGUCUCGCUUCACGCUGCACGGGCGCAAGCUACAGGCCAUCAAGAGCUCCAGGCAGGGUGCCCAACACGGCGGCCUGGUGGACAUCAAGGCCAUCUGACGGCGCAGGGAAGUCCGGUCUCAAACAAACGUUUUCAAAACCAAUACAUUACAUUAGGUAAACAUUCGGUCUCCCCUCCCAUUUGGUUAGCAUUAAAGGUCCUAGGGACCCAAAAGGGUGUAGUGGAAAAUUUCUGUCCUAGGGUUACCUCUAAACUAAAUGCAUAGGGAGGGACACGACAUGAGAGGUCAAGUCACCCUGAACAUUGGACAGUUACAUAAGUUGUUAUUACAAUCAGGCAAACAGGGAGUGUAUAAAUGAGAAGGGAAGACCAAGCCUGAUGUGCGCUCUUUCUUAAUUCCUUCACGAGGGUGCACCAUCUUUCGUCUCCAGAGACACUCUGUUUUCAUAUCGAUUCAAUCCAACUUUGUACUAUCUGAUUAUGAGUAAUUAAAACUGUUGGAACAAACUCUUUAUUGUUCCUGUUUAAGAUUCGGACUUUUUGACCACAUAAAAUUGGCGUCCCCGUACAGGUGCACCCUCGUGAAGGAAUUAAGAUAGAGCACACCCCAGGCCUGGUCGUCCCUUCUUAUUUAUACACUCCCUGUUUGCCUGAUUGUAUCAUAACAACUUAUGUAACUGUCCAAUGUUGACCUCUCAUGUCGUGUCCCUCCCAAUGCAUUUAGUUUACAGGUAACCCUAGGACGGAAAUGUUCCACUACAAGGGUCCCAGUCAUUAAACUGUUGAAAACAAUAUUUUGUUAUACCUUCAACACUUAAAUAUCUAUAGCUCAACUUCAAAACUAUCUGUUGCCAAAGUGUUACUUAUUUUUCUUCUGGUUUUUUUGCCCAAAACCUCCAAUUUAUGUAAUAAACCAAAAUAUUCAAGAUGUGAAGUAAUGGUAGCCGUAAGUACGUAAAUAAUUCAUAACAACAAUAAUUCGUAUUCAUUAUUGUUUUUUGACCGAGUAAAUCGAAAAGGCCUCCACUCAUACAAUUAUUAAAAGUAAGUCGUAUAUCAAUAUAUUUUAUUUUUACUUUCAACACUUAAAUCCUCGAAGCAACUUCCGAUCUAUCUGUAAUCUUAGCCAUAAAUACGUAAAUAAUUCAUAACAACAAUGCCCAUCCAUCCAUCCAUUUCUACCGCUUAUUCCCUUUUGGGGUCGCGGGGGGCGCUGGCGGCUAUCUCAGCUACAAUCGGACAGAAGGCGGCGUACACCCUGGACAAGUCGCCACCUCAUCGCAGGGCCAACACAGAUAGACAGACAACAUUCACACUCACAUUCACACACUAAGGACCAUUUAGUGUUGCCAAUCAACCUAUCCCCAGGUGCAUGUCUUUGGAAGUGGGAGGGGCCUAUCCCCAGGUGCAUGUCUUUGGAAGUGGGAGGGGCCUAUCCCCAGGUGCAUGUCUUUGGAAGUGGGAGGGGCCUAUCCCCAGGUGCAUGUCUUUGGAAGUGGGAGGGGCCUAUCCCCAGGUGCAUGUCUUUGGAAGUGGGAGGGGCCUAUCCCCAGGUGCAUGUCUUUGGAGGUGGGAGGGGCCUAUCCCCAGGUGCAUGUCUUUGGAGGUGGGAGGAAGCCGGAGUACCCGGAGGGAACCCACACAUUCACGGGGAGAACAUGCAAACUCCAUACAGAAAGAUCCUGAGCCCGGGAUUGAACCCAGGACUGCAGGACCUUCGUAUUGUGAGGCAGACGCACUAACCCCUCUCCCACCGUGAAGCCCUUAACAGCAAUGCUUCGUAAUCAAUUUUUUUUUUGGACUGAAAAUCCAAUAGGCCUCUUCUUAUAAAAUAGUUAAAAAUAAGUCAUAUAUCAAUAUUUUAAUUUUUACUUUCAACACUUAAAUCCUGGAAGCAACUUCCGAUCUAUCUGUAAUGUUAGCCAUAAAUACGUAAAUAAUUCAUAACAACAAUGCUUCGUAUUCAAUGUUGUUGUUUUUUACUUUGAAAAUCCAAAAGGUCUCCACUUAUAAAAUAGUUAAAAAUAAGUCGUAUGUCAAUAUAUUUUAUUUUUACUUUCAGCGCUUAAAUUUAUGAAGGAACUUCCGAUUUAUCUGUAAUCUUACCCAUAAAUACGUAAAUAAUUCAUAACAACAAUGCUUCGUAUUCAUUAUUGAAUAUUAUAGAAUUAUUCAAAAUAAGUCGUUUAUCAAUAUAUUUAAUAUUUACUUUCAACGCUUAAAUCCUUGAAGCAACUUCCGAUCCAUCCGUAAUGUUAGCCAUAAAUAGGUAAAUAAUUCAUAACAAUGCUUCGUAUUCAUUAUUGUUUUUGGACUGAGUAAAUCCAAAAGGCCUCCACAAUUAUUAAAAAUAAGUCAUAAAUAAAUAUAUUUAAUUUUUACUUUCAACGCUUAAAUCCUUGAAGCAACAUCCGAUUUAUCUGUAAUCUUAGCCAUAAAUACGUAGAUAAUUCAUAACAACAAUGCUUUGUAUUCCUAAUUUUUUAUUAACUGUAUAAAUCCAAAAGGCCUCCACUUGUCAAAAAGUUAAAAAUAAGUCGUAUAUCAAUAUUUGUUUUUUUUUACUUUCAACGCUUAAAUCCUUAAAGCAACUUCCGAUCCAUCUGUCAUGUUAGCCAUAAACACGUAAAUAAUUCAUAACAACAAUGCUUCGUAUUCAUUAUUGUUUUUUGACUGUGUAAAACCAACAGGCCUCCAAUCAUAAGAGUUAUUAAAAAUAAGUCGUUUAUCAAUAUAUUUAAUAUUUACUUUCAACGCUUAAAUCCUCGAAGCAACUUCCGAUCCAUCUGUAAUGUUAGCCAUAAAUACGUAAAUAAUUCAUAACAAUGCUUCGUAUUCAUUAUUGUUUUUGGACUGAGUAAAUCCAAAAGGCCUCCACAAUUAUUAAAAAUAAGUCAUAAAUAAACAUAUUUAAUUUUUACUUUCAACGCUUAAAUCCUUGAAGCAACAUCCGAUUUAUCUGUAAUCUUAGCCAUAAAUACGUAGAUAAUUCAUAACAACAAUGCUUUGUAUUCAUAAUUUUUUAUUAACUGUACAAAUCCAAAAGGCCUCCACUUGUAAAAAAGUUAAAAAAUAAGUCGUAUAUCAAUAUUUCUUUUUUUUUUUACUUUCAACGCUUAAAUCCUUAAAGCAACUUCCGAUCCAUCUGUCAUGUUAGCCAUAAACACGUAAAUAAUUCAUAACAACAAUGCUUCGUAUUCAUUAUUGUUUUUUGACUGUGUAAAACCAACAGGCCUCCACUCAUAAGAGUUAUUAAAAAUAAGUUGUUUAUCAAUAUAUUUAAUAUUUACUUUCAACGCUUAAAUCCUCGAAGCAACUUCCGAUCUAUCUGUAAUGUUAGCCAUAAAUACGUAAAUAAUUCAUAACAAUGCUUCGUAUUCAUUAUUGUUUUUGGACUGAGUAAAUCCAAAAGGCCUCCACAAUUAUUAAAAAUAAGUCAUAAAUAAACAUAUUUAAUUUUUACUUUCAACGCUUAAAUCCUUGAAGCAACAUCCGAUUUAUCUGUAAUCUUAGCCAUAAAUACGUAGAUAAUUCAUAACAACAAUGCUUUGUAUUCAUAUUUUUUUAUUAACUGUACAAAUCCAAAAGGCCUCCACUUGUAAAAAAGUUAAAAAAUAAGUCGUAUAUCAAUAUUUGUUUUUUUUUUUACUUUCAACGCUUAAAUCCUUAAAGCAACUUCCGAUCUCUCUGUAAUGUUAGCCAUAAAUACGUAAAUAAUUCAUAACAAUGCUUCGUAUUCAUUAUUGUUUUUUGACUGUAAAUCCAAAAAGCCUCCACUCAUAAGAGUUAUUAAAAAUAAGUUGUUUAUCAAUAUAUUUAAUAUUUACUUUCAACGCUUAAAUCCUCGAAGCAACUUCCGAUCCAUCUGUAAUGUUAGCCAUAAAUACGUAAAUAAUUCAUAACAAUGCUUCGUAUUCAUUAUUGUUUUUGGACUGAGUAAAUCCAAAAGGCCUCCACAAUUAUUAAAAAUAAGUCAUAAAUAAACAUAUUUAAUUUUUACUUUCAACGCUUAAAUCCUUGAAGCAACAUCCGAUUUAUCUGUAAUCUUAGCCAUAAAUACGUAGAUAAUUCAUAACAACAAUGCUUUGUAUUCAUAAUUUUUUAUUAACUGUACAAAUCCAAAAGGCCUCCACUUGUAAAAAAGUUAAAAAAUAAGUCGUAUAUCAAUAUUUCUUUUUUUUUUUACUUUCAACGCUUAAAUCCUUAAAGCAACUUCCGAUCCAUCUGUCAUGUUAGCCAUAAACACGUAAAUAAUUCAUAACAACAAUGCUUCGUAUUCAUUAUUGUUUUUUGACUGUGUAAAACCAACAGGCCUCCACUCAUAAGAGUUAUUAAAAAUAAGUUGUUUAUCAAUAUAUUUAAUAUUUACUUUCAACGCUUAAAUCCUCGAAGCAACUUCCGAUCUAUCUGUAAUGUUAGCCAUAAAUACGUAAAUAAUUCAUAACAAUGCUUCGUAUUCAUUAUUGUUUUUGGACUGAGUAAAUCCAAAAGGCCUCCACAAUUAUUAAAAAUAAGUCAUAAAUAAACAUAUUUAAUUUUUACUUUCAACGCUUAAAUCCUUGAAGCAACAUCCGAUUUAUCUGUAAUCUUAGCCAUAAAUACGUAGAUAAUUCAUAACAACAAUGCUUUGUAUUCAUAUUUUUUUAUUAACUGUACAAAUCCAAAAGGCCUCCACUUGUAAAAAAGUUAAAAAAUAAGUCGUAUAUCAAUAUUUGUUUUUUUUUUUACUUUCAACGCUUAAAUCCUUAAAGCAACUUCCGAUCUCUCUGUAAUGUUAGCCAUAAAUACGUAAAUAAUUCAUAACAAUGCUUCGUAUUCAUUAUUGUUUUUUGACUGUAAAUCCAAAAAGCCUCCACUCAUAAAGUUGUUCAAAAUAAGUCGUAUACCAGUAUAUUUAAUUUUUAUUUUCAACGCUUAAAUCCUUGAAGCAAAUUAGGAUCUAGCUGUCUAUUAUUUACAUUUUUGAUGAGUAAAAGUAAUAAAAUAAUACAAAUAUUAACAUAAACGUACAUGUCCUUAAUGUUGCAUAUUUUGUGUUUUGGCCAUAAACUGGGUUUUUCUUUUGGGGGGAAAAAGGAGCAGAAAUGUCAGGUCUAUUUACGUUAAGACGGCUGAGAUUGCCCGACUGAAUGUUUCUAGCAAGGUAACUCAGGUCAGGCACCCUAAGGUAAGCUAGGAGUCCCCAGGAUAGAGUGGAUAACCAGCUGCAGCUAGGAGAGAAUCACCAAAAGAAAAGAGACAGCAGUCAAGACUCUGUUGGUAUGCUCUGAAGAGAUGCUUCAGUGCUGGGUAUUUAUUGAAAGCAGACGCGGCUGAGAUAUGAGCUGGGUGACGUGGUGAAAUGGGCUAUGUUUUGCAAACACACAUUCCUGUAUUGUCUUCUUGUAUGAGACUUGGUACAGGUUGUACUGUCUUCUUGUCAGCCGGUGGCUCCUUACAGUGCAUGCAUUGUUCUAGUGAGUAUCGAGGCAAAUUACAACGUGAGAACUAUUCUAACGGUGUGAGACAAAUCAGCAUGAACUAGAAUAAUAGAAUAGAGUUUUAUUGUCAAUAUUGCAAUGAACAGGUUCAAAGAACAACGAAAUUGGAGCAGCUCCUCCUAAGGUGCAUAUACAAUAUGGUAGUAUAAAUAGUAAAAAAAAAAGAGAGAGAUGACAGAUGUAUCUAUGUAUAUGUAUAUGUAUCCACACGGAUGCAUAUCUGCAUGCAUAUGAAUACAUAUACACACAUACAUAAAACAUUAUUGCACAUUGUAGUCCGAAAAAAUAGAAAAAACAUUUAAACAUUACACAUGAGGACAUGAUGGACAUAUUGUGCUCACUCAGUGCCUGUUUAAUGCUACUAUGGCUCUUGGGUAAAAGCUAUUUUUUAGUCUAUUGGUGCUCCCUUUUAGCACCCUGUAGCGUCUGCCUGAGGGUAGCAGUUCCAGGUGGCUGUGCCCGGGGUGGAAUGGGUCUUUCAGGAUGCUCUGUGCUUUCCUGAGACAGCGGGAGCUGUACAGGUCAGCCAGGGGGGGGAGGGGGCAUCCGAUUAACUUCUGGGCGGUCUUUAUGACUCUCUGGAGCGCCGUUCUCUCUGCGGCCGUGCAGCUGCUGAACCACACGCAGAUGCAGUAGGUCAGGAUGCUCUCAAUGGAGCACCGGUAGAAGGACACCAGCAGUUCCUGUGAGAGGUGGUUGUUCCUGAGUAUUCUCAGGACGUGCAGUCUCUGGUGUGCCUUCUUGAUGGUAGCCGUGGUGUUGGUGCUCCAGGAUAGGUCGUCGGCCAGGUGGACUCCCAGGGAGCGGAAGUCGGAGACCCUCUCCACACAGUCACCACUGAUGAUCAGGGGAAGGAUGUCCGUUUUUUUCCUCCUGAAGUCUAUGACCAGUUCCUUGGUCUUGGAGGUGUUCAGGGCCAGGUUGUUGACUUUGCACCAAUCCGACAGCUUCUCCACCUCAUCCCGAUAUGCAGCCUCGUCUCCCUCCGAGAUGAGCCCCACUACGGUGGUGUCAUCCGCAAAUUUGAUGAUUGAGUUGCUGGAGUGGGCAGGUGUGCAGUCGUAUGUGUAGAUGGAGUAGAGAAGGGGGCUCAGCACGCAGCCUUGUGGAGAGCCGGUACUGAGGUGCAGGCUUGAUAACUAAAGCAUAUCUUACAUAAAACCUAUCAAAAUAAAAGCAUUAGUUAGUUGGGAAGGUGAUAAAUAGACAUGGAAGUGUUGAAAGUUUAAAAAAAAUAAUACUAAUCUGUGACUUAUCUUAACACUUUAAUGACUGAGAACAGGACCUUUAAAGUUAGUCAUUUUCAUUCCACUUUUUAAAGAAAAAUAGUAUUUUAAAAAUGUGCCGUGGGCCGUUCAAAAACCUGGCUGCACUUUGGACACCCUGGAAUAGAGGAGAGGAGAGGCAAGCAGCACAAAGACACUUUUUGUCCACCUUUUUACUAAGAUGACUGAAGUGGGCACACAGCCACCAGCUUUGUGUACUGCCAUGUAAAAAAAAAAAAAAAACAGCACAGUCGCUGAGUCCAUUGAGUAGAACCUAAAUUAAUAUUUUCAAACAAAUGAAACCUGCCUUGUUUUUUAACAGAGCAUUGACAUAUAUUUAUACUGUAACACAUCACACAUAUUUAACUUGUUGGAAUAUCAAGUGAAGAACAAGACUGCACAUCUUAUUUUCUCUUAUUGUGUUUAGGCUUCAGGAAAGUGGAAGCAGACGACUUCCUGUUUACACACACACACGUGUUCAGUGUGUUGGAAAUGAUUGUUUUUGCACAAAACUGCCAGUUUGUCUGUUGGACUUCUUCUUGUGAUGAUAGUGAUUCUCUUACUGCCACUUUUUAAUCAGCUGACUUGUUUUGUAUUCUUCAAACUAUUCUACCGCAAAUAUGUGCCAUUACCAAAAAAUAAACCUCAUACCAAAACGA